GCACCAGAUGCUCCGGUGCGCUGCCUUUCUCUGACGGGACCAGUCCCCCGGGACUUCUCCGUUUCCGCGAAACACAUUCCACCAAACAUAUAAGGCGCUCGCAACAGACUCAGACUACGCAGGGAUCCCCGCUUCCGCCCCUCGUCCUCGAAGGACCUUCGACCCUUGAAGCUUAAACGCCGGUCUGGUCUUCGUCUUCUGACCGCUGUACGCGAUGGAUCACGGUAGUCAUUCUCCCGCUUUCGGUGCAAGGUCCGCCGCCACGAGCACGAGUGGGUCCUCCUCCGGCGGCAGUAGUAGUCUGUUGAAGGCGGUCUCACCCGACAAGGCUCUGAGGCUCGCCAGAGCCAAGGGGUAUCCGAGGGAGGUCUGGUACUUUGUUGCUUGCUUCAUUUUCUUGGUGGCGAUCUUCCAGUUCGGCUCUUGGGCUGUGAACAAGCUCUCGAAGAGGAGGGCCCGCACCGACACGGAGGCUGGUACUGACACCUCGAACGGUCGUUUCACCGUGCGGAACAUUCCCCGUGCCCUUGUCAACGCGUACAGGGUCAUCCUUUUCCGAUGGACGCUCGAGAUUGGCAGCUCGUACACGCUCAACAUGGCAGAGGUGUUCGUGUCGUGCGCCUACUUCAUUGCACUCUUCAUCUGGGAGUUCAUCAAUACUACGGACCUCGAAGGCGAGAAAUAUGACAUUGCCUACUGGGGAAACAGGGCAGGCGCUAUCGCCGCUGCCCAGCUUCCUCUGGUCACUGCCCUGGGAACGAAAAACAAUGUGGUGUCUCUCAUAACGGGCAUUGGCUAUGACAAGCUGAACUAUGUUCAUCGCAUGACGGCCCGUGUCGUCUGCGCCUUGCUAUGGGUGCACUCGGGCAACAAGCUUUACGAUCUGAACUGGGCUCGCCAGCCGUCCUACUUCAUUCCCGCGGGCUUGGCGGCAGUGAUUUCUCUGACCGUCCUAUGCAUCCUGUCCAUUCGACCCAUAAGGAGUAAUGCCUACGAGUUCUUCUUCAUCACCCACUUCCUCAUGAUCGGCGUAUUCCUCAUUGGCGGUUACUUCCACGCAGACGUGGAGCAGUUGGGGGCAUACGUCUGGCCGUCCUUCCUCGUCUGGGCCCUCGACCGUUUUAUCAGGGUCCUGCGCGUCAUCUGGGCCAACCACCUCUACUUCUCGUGGUCAGGCAAGCGGGCGCACCUCGACGCCACCGUCGAGCUCCUCUCUCCCCACUUCCUCCGUGUGCGCAUCGCACGACCGGCGCACUUCCAUUGGAGCCCCGCGCAGACGGCGUAUCUGGUCAUGCCCACGGUUUCGUUGCUGCCGACCGAGUCCCACCCGUUUACGAUUUCCAGCAUCGAGGGCCACGAUACUGCGCACGUGCUGGGCGAGCACGCACCGUACUGGAACGAACUCGUGUUCUUGAUCAACGUUCGCGAUGGCUUCACGAAGCGCCUCGCGAAGGUGGCUGAGUCGGGCAAGAAGGUGAAGGUGCUCGUCGAAGGCCCGUAUGGCUUCACUCCGGAUCUGACGAGCGACGAUACCGCCGUACUUGUCUCUGGUGGCUCGGGCGUGACAUUUACGCUGCCCACUCUCUUGGGUAUUGUGAACGAUGUUCGUGCCGGCAAGAGUAGAUGCACCAAGAUUGUCUUCAUCUGGGCUAUCCGCGAUCAGAGCCACGUCGAGUGGAUCUCCAAGGCACUGAAGCAGGCGCUGGAGCUCGCUCCGCCGACCCUUAAGAUCUCCAUCCAGAUCUAUGUCACAGCCGGCGAGCCUCCCGUGACGAGCGAGAAGGCAUACGACGACGACUCGGUUCACGAAGGCUCCGGCAGUAGCCAGGAAAAGGACACGCCUACGCCGUCUCUGUCCGAAUUCACCGCGGUCUCGUUGCACACUGGUCGCCCGGAUCUGCGCAGCAUCCUCCGCGACGAGGUCUCGGUUACCACGGGUCGUAUGUCCGUAACCGUCUGCGGUUCUCAGGCCAUUGCCCGCGCUUGUCGCGCUGCGCUGCGGUUCCCCGUCUCCGGCCCCUCCGAGACACUGAAGGGCGGAGCAGAUGUGAUCCUUCACGUCGAAUCGUUCGGCUACGCUUGAGGAUGGGUGAAAGCUUACCGGAAGAUGAACACGAAUCACGAUUAGAGGGACUGGCUAUAGCAUGUAUGCUAGCC
Rhodofomes roseus is the source of this 2157-nucleotide messenger RNA. RefSeq names its product iron reductase. Lineage: Eukaryota; Fungi; Basidiomycota; Agaricomycetes; Polyporales; Fomitopsidaceae. Gene Ontology annotation, molecular function: ferric-chelate reductase activity. Gene Ontology annotation, cellular component: plasma membrane. Gene Ontology annotation, biological process: iron ion transport; intracellular iron ion homeostasis; copper ion import. The transcript is spliced from 11 exons. Bases 215 to 2083 code for a protein of 622 amino acids. The record is from RefSeq and is a predicted model, not a curated record.